Messenger RNA from Prunus armeniaca (apricot), 1383 nucleotides. Lineage: Eukaryota; Viridiplantae; Streptophyta; Magnoliopsida; Rosales; Rosaceae. The record is from the annotation of a GenBank genome assembly.
AUGGAGAAACUUCCCGCAGGAAAGUGCUCUCAAGAACUCUGUCUUUUAGUCACCAAAACAGUUGAUGCAAUUGGCAUUUUGAAUUUUAACCAAACCAGAGAUUCAUGCUCUGAUCGUUACAUUUACAUCCAUGAGGGUCUUCCUAGCAGAUUCAACUAUGAUUUCCUCAACAACUGUGAGUCUCUGAGUGCAGGAACCAGUAUCAGCAACAUCCCAUGUAUGUGUCCUCACCUUGUGAAUUUAGGUCUUGGCCCCGAAAUUAACAGCUCUGAAGGGGUUUUGUCAAACAAGAGCUGGUUCAAAACAAAUCCCUACUUGUUAGAAGUCAUAUUCCACAACAGGAUGAAGAACUAUGAGUGUUUGACAAAAAACUUCACUCUGGCUUCAGCCAUUUAUGUGCCAUUUUAUCCCAGCAUGGAUGUUGGUGUCCAUCUGUGGGAUUCGAACCUCACUAUCAGAGACUCUUCGGCGAAACAUUUCGCGAAGUGGCUUUCGGGGCAACCCGAAUGGUCGAAAAUGUGGGGGAGAGACCAUUUCUUUGCUUCUGGGAGGAUUGCUUGGGAUUUCAGGAGGGAAAGAGACGAUAGCUCUGCUUGGGGUAGUAAACUCAGGUUCUUGCCUGAGUCCAUGAACAUGACUAUGUUGACCUUGGAAGGAAGCAGGUGGAAAAACGACAUUGCAAUUCCAUACCCCACGAACUUUCAUCCGUCAAAGGACAGUGAGGUUGUUCGAUGGCAGAACAGAGUUAGAGAACAAGAAAGGCCUUAUUUGUUCACUUUUGCUGGGGCACCAAGGCCUAACCAGAACGGUUCUAUCCGGGGCAAACUUAUUGAUCAUUGCCAAGCUUCAACUAAGUGCAAGUUUCUACAUUGCACUGAAAAAAUAUGUGGAAAUCCCGUUACUGUUAUGAGGGUGUUUCAGAGCUCAGUUUAUUGCUUGCAGCCUGAAGGGGAUUCAUACACUCGGAGAUCAGCUUUCGACGCUUUUCUGGCCGGUUGUAUUCCAGUUUUCUUUCAUCCAGCUACUGCCUAUACUCAAUAUUUAUGGUAUUUACCAAAAGAUCAUACCAAGUAUUCGGUGUUUAUUCCGGUGAGGGAUGUAAAAGAUUUGAAAGAAGGCCAAAUUGAGAAUGUGUUGCUUGGAAUUUCAAAGGAUCAAGAGGUGGCCAUGAGAGAGGAGGUUAUAAAGUUAAUACCAAAGCUGGUAUAUGCAGAUCCUAGGUCAAGAUUAGAGACUCAAGAUGCAUUUGAUAUAGCUGUGCAGGGAAUUCUUGAGAGAAUAGAGAAUGUGAGAACGGUGAUUAGAGAGGGGAGAGAUCCUAGCGUUGGUUUUGCAGAUGAGGAUAAUGGAAAGUUCAAAUUUCCUGAGACAGUAGACUGUUGA